AUGUCAAUGUUACUAACAAUUUUACUAUCCAUUACAGUGAUAACCCUUCUAGUUCUAUUUAAAAGUGAAUUCAAAAAAGUGCGGUUUUAUAUCAAAUUUUAUUUCUAUUAUGUCACUCUUAGUAUAGUACCCUUAAUAAUUAUGCCUUACCUAUUGAUGAAACCGAAGCAUCACAGCAAUGGACCAAUAACCUCUAGAUAUAUGAGAGAUAUUGCCAAUUUCGUAUACGGUUGGGAAUGGCAAAUACGCAAUAAAGAGAUAUUGAUGGAAGAUAGAGGAGCCGUCAUCAUUAGCAAUCACCAGUCCGUUUUUGAUUCAACUGGUAUCAACAAUGUAUGGGUUGUGGCUAAGAAAAUAUUAUUGAUUGCGAAAAAAGAACUUCUACUUUACUCGGGUCCACUUGGCCUGGCGAUGUAUCUGUGUGGCACAAUAUUUAUUAAUAGAAAGAACCAGAAAGAGGCCUAUCAGAAAUUAGAACUUACGAAGCAGUUGAUGAUCCAAGAGAAUUACAAAACAUGGAUAUUUCCAGAAGGCACGAGGAAUAUGAAAUACGAUGGCAAGUUGUUACCAUUCAAGAAGGGCGCGUUCAAUUUGGCUGUGACUGCUCAAGUGCCGAUCAUACCUGUUGUAUAUUCACCAUACUAUUUCUUUGACAAAGAUAAAUACAUUUUCGAUAAAGGUCGCCUCAUACUGCAAUGUCUGGAGCCGGUGCCAACAGUGGGACUUACAAUGGACGACGUGCCGGCCCUCACCGAGCGCUUGCACCAGAUCAUAUCUCGGACUUACGAACAACUGUCCAAAGAAGUUCUGUCGGACUCAAGAGGCAAGUGA
Molecule: messenger RNA, 831 nt
Organism: Spodoptera littoralis (African cotton leafworm)
Lineage: Eukaryota; Metazoa; Arthropoda; Insecta; Lepidoptera; Noctuidae
Source: the annotation of a GenBank genome assembly